Molecule: messenger RNA, 1164 nt
Organism: Saprolegnia parasitica CBS 223.65
Lineage: Eukaryota; Oomycota; Saprolegniomycetes; Saprolegniales; Saprolegniaceae
Exons: 7
Coding region: 1-1164 (387 amino acids)
Molecular function (GO): protein binding
Source: RefSeq, a predicted model, not a curated record
AUGACGCAGCGAACGCCGUACAUGGAAGCAUGCGAGCGCGCGAAUGCGCCGAUCCUGCGUGAACUCUUGCGCGCCGGGGCCCAUUUGCACUGGCGUGACAAGCAGAACAGGUGCGCCGCAGACGGAAUCAUCGACGCGACGAUCCGCGCCAUGCACGAUGCGGCGGCGAGCACGUGGACGCCGGCGACGAGUGGUCUCUUUCCGACGCCCUUUCGCAAAGCCGGACUCGCCCUUGCGUUUGUCGCCAAGUGCCAAGCAACCGCGUCGGCUCGUGCGCAGAAGUGUGCGACGCGGGUGGCGUUGGCCGCGCGGAUCGCACUGCAGAAGCGAUUGGUCGAGUGCAAAGUGCGAUAUGACACGGAAAAACGGCAGAGCGAUGGGCAGCUCGUCUUGAUCCGACGUCGCGCUACCAUGGACGCGGUCGACGAGAGGUUUGACGGGGCGCGGGCCGCGAUUCUGGUCGAUGCCGAAGCCGCUGUGCUCGCGCGCCGCCGGGCGUCGGAGCCGCGGGCACUGUGCACAUCCGACCUAUUUCGCAUUCUUUCAUACUGCACGUACGUGCCCAUGGCACCGUCGCACGUCCGCAUCUCGGCCAGCGUGCCGUCGCGCGCAGUCGCCGACCAGCUCGCCGCCAACGCCGUCACUAUGGAUGCGAUUUGUGCUGAAAUGCUAGCGAUCGAAGCCACGCAAACCAUCGAUCCGAGUCGUGGCGUCUCGUGCCUCAAGGAAUCAGGCGAGAGCCAAGCCACUGUGCGCGUCACGAUUCUGGAGGCGCGUCACCUCCCGCGCCGCGUCAACCGGCAACUGAUCGAUCCGUUUGUACGGGUUCGCGUGCUCGAAAAAAGCGGCCAAGUCGCUGCGCCUUUCGAAGCGACGGACCCGCGCUUCGACGACGAGUGGCCGUCCUGGGACCAUGCGCUGACGUUUCCCGUGCCGUCGAUCCACUGCGACGUGCACGUUCAAGUUGUCGAUACGGCCAGCGGUCGCCCCGAGCUCGCGGGCGAAGUGCGCCUCCCGCUACGGUCGUACCUCGACCAAAAAGAGCACGACGAGUGGCUCACUCUGCCGCCGACGCUCAAGCAGCAGCUGCUCGAAGGCCCCAACGCCCGGACGCCGCCGGCGACGCUGCAUGUUCUCAUUGCGUUCACCCACGCCAAGGUAUAA